UGAGCGGUGGGCUCGUUCAAUGAUCGGUGGAGCCAGGAAGUUCUCUUUCCCAAGGAGAAGUGGAAUCAACUGCUUCAUGAAGCCCACCAUAUCCCGGCCCUCGGCCUCUUCAGAGCUAAGUCGGUGUAUUUUCAGCUCCUUCCAGAUCAACAGCAAAAGAGGAGAAGCUUUAACGUCUGUUUGUUCCUGACAAACACUGGUUGUAGAGAUGUCUGCUGCCAGCUGUCUGCUGACUGAAGAUCAGUUCCUGUGCUCCAUCUGUCUGAAAGUCUUCACUGAUCCUGUCACCUUAUCAUGUGGACACAACUUCUGUCAAAACUGCAUCACUGAACACUGGGAUAGUAAUGUCUCCUGUCAGUGUCCCAACUGUAAAGAGAUGUUCUCCACCAGACCACAGCUGAAGAUCAACACCUUCAUCAAGGAGACGUCUGCUCAGUUCAGACAGUCAGCUCAGCAGAAAUCCAGCAGCAGCUCAGAGAGACAAGUUUCCAAACCAGGAGAAGUUCCCUGUGAUGACUGCACUGGAACCAAAGUGAAGGCCCUGAAGUCCUGCCUGGUGUGUCUGGCUUCUUACUGUGAGACUCACCUGGAGCCUCAUCUGACCAUGUCAGGUCUGAAGAGACAUCAGCUGAUGGACCCUGUGGAGAACCUGGAAGACAGGAUGUGUGAGAAGCACGACAAACUGCUGGAGCUGUUCUGUAAGAACGACCAGAGGUGUGUCUGCAUGAUGUGCACCAUUUCAGACCACAAGACUCAUGAUGUUGUUCCUCUGAGAGAAGAAUAUGAAGGAAAGAAGGCCGAGCUGGGGAAGACAGAGGCUGAAAUUCAGCAGAUGAUCCAGAAGAGACGAGUGAAGAUUGAAGAGCUCAAACACUCAGUGGAGCUCAGUGAUGAGAACGCAGACAGAGAGAUAGCAGAAGGUGUUGGAGUCUUCAGUGCUCUGAAAGAAUCUGUAGAGAGACGCCAGGCUGAGCUCAUCAACAGCAUCAAAGAGAAGCAGAGAGAGACGGAGAAACAGGCUGAAGGCUUCAUCAGAGAGCUGGAACAGGAAAUCUCUGAGCUGGAGAAGAGAAGUGCUGAGGUGGAGCAGCUCUCACGCUCUGAAGACCACCUCCAACUCCUCCAGAACUUCACGUCUCUGAACGCUGCUCCACCCACCAAGGACUGGACUGAAGUCAGAGUCCAUCCACCUUCAUAUGCGGGGACUGUGGUGAGAGCUGUGAAGCAGCUGGAGGAGACCAUCAGUGAACAGAAGAAGAAGCUGUUUGAGACUGAGCUGAAGAGAGUCCAGCAGUAUGAGGUGGAUGUGACACUAGAUCCUGAUACAGCGAGUCCCUGGCUGAUCCUGUCUGAUGAUGGGAAAGAAGUUUACGAUAGUGAUGUGAAGAAAGAUCUCCCAGACAAUCCAGAGAGAUUUGAUCAGUGUGUAAAUGUCUUAUCAAAGCAGAGUUUCUCUUCAGGCAGGUUUUACUACGAGGUUCAGGUUAAAGGGAAGACUGGCUGGACUCUAGGAGUGGCCAGAGAGUCGAUCAACAGGAAGGGAAACAUCGCACUGUCACCCAACAGUGGUUACUGGACGAUAGUUUUGAGGAAUGAAAAUGAGUACAAAGCUUGUGCUGAUCCAUCAGUCCGUCUCUCUCUUCAGUCUGGUCCUGAGAAGGUGGGGGUGUUUGUGGAUUAUGAGGAGGGUCUGGUCUCCUUUUAUGACGUUGAUGCUGCAGCUCUGAUCUACUCCUUUACUGGCUGCUCCUUCACUGAGAAAAUCUACCCAUACUGUUGUCCCUGCAACAACAAGGCUGGUAAAAACUCUGCUCCUCUGAUCAUCUCUCCUGUCAGUCACACUGAGUAGAUAAGAGAAAAAUGCUCAUACAUACAUUGUUGAGUCUUUGGCUUCAGAUCAGUUUGAGUUUUAUUUCAGUUCUUCUUUUAAUGCCCCUUUUUUUUUCUCUCCACCAAGUUGAACCAGUUUUCCUGCAUUCAUCAAUAUAAUCCAUUCUGAUAACUGUUUUAGUGCCUUUGUGAGGGAGGUGAUGGUUGCUGAAUACCACUUUUGUGACCUCAGUGAUGAAUGACUCGGAAUAUUUGGUUAAUAUAUCUGCAGACGCCACAGGUUGUCCGGUUAGAACAGGAAGAUGAAGAAACUACUCCAGUCACACUGUCUCUCUUUGAGAUGCCACUCAUUUAUUGCUUAUUCACUCAGAUGAAGCCAGAGGAUGGUGUACAUUGAUAUUUGUUCUAUGACGUUAGGAUGUGUGUGGUUUCUACAAAUAAAGAAUACAGAAAAGAAACAACAAAGCAGAUUAAGUCUUAAGUUUGAAUGAAUGAUAAAUACUGCAUUCUAUUUCUCACAUUUGAAAUUAUUAAACAACAAAUAAACAAUAGGAUGACUCUAACACACAGAAAAGAGUCUCUAAACUUUAAGGGAGUGUCAUCAAUUUACUAAUUCCAAGCUGUAUGUAUGCUGUUUCACAAAGUGCACACACAGGGAGAGUCAAGUAAUUUGACGACGGUCCCUAUCCUGGUGCGAGUGGAGGCUCAAUUUCCCGACAUAAAUAAAACUAAUGGAGCUUAAAUAUACAACAAACGUGAUGACUAACUAAAGAUAAGGCAUCACUAUAUGUGAAAGAAUAUAUAAGGGUUCAUAAACAAGCUAAGAACUAGCAUAAGUCAGUCACAGAUCAGCAGAAUCCAGACGGCUGUCUGUGUGCACGCUAUACACGAAGUAAAGAAACAUGUCAGAGCGAACUACGGCAUUACUGUAGUAAAAUACAACUUAACAGAACAAGAGAUAUUCACUUACGUUCUCAUGGACGCACAGAAUAAUGAACAACAACAGUCCUGAGAAUGAGGGGAAACGUGCAGCUGCCUGCUCUGCUAUGAUACUCCUCACGGA
Cheilinus undulatus (humphead wrasse) is the source of this 2893-nucleotide messenger RNA. Its product is annotated as E3 ubiquitin-protein ligase TRIM21-like. Gene Ontology annotation, molecular function: zinc ion binding; protein binding. The coding region runs from base 209 to 1849 and encodes 546 amino acids. The transcript is spliced from 3 exons. The record is from RefSeq and is a predicted model, not a curated record. Lineage: Eukaryota; Metazoa; Chordata; Actinopteri; Labriformes; Labridae.